Saprolegnia parasitica CBS 223.65 is the source of this 636-nucleotide messenger RNA. RefSeq lists its product as hypothetical. The coding region runs from base 1 to 636 and encodes 211 amino acids. Lineage: Eukaryota; Oomycota; Saprolegniomycetes; Saprolegniales; Saprolegniaceae. The transcript is spliced from 2 exons. The record is from RefSeq and is a predicted model, not a curated record.
AUGUCGACCGGGACGCCUGCCAUCGUCGUCAUUGGCGACUCGAUCACGCAGCAAGGCGCGAUCGCUAGCGCCAAUGGGUUCGUCUCGCUGCUGUGUCAAGACUACGUGCGCAAGGCCGACAUCAUCAACCGCGGCUGCAGCGGCUGGACGACCAGGACGUGGCUGCCCAAGCUUGAGUUGCUCCUGACCGAGUGGGCACACCGAGCGCCUGCACUCGUUUUGAUUUUCUUGGGCGCCAACGACGCAGCGCUGCCGCACGCGCGCGAUGCCCACCAGCAUGUGCCACUCGACGAGUACGCGGCCAACUUGGCGGCCAUGGUCGACACGCUGCGUGCUGCGAGCCCCGAUUCGCGCUUUCUUUUGAUCACGCCCGCAGCGAUCGAAGACGCCAAGUACGCGAGUCGCUCGAAUGUCGAGGCUGGCAAGUACGCUGACGCAUGCAUCGCUGUCGGGUACAAAAAGGGCGUUCCGGUGCUCGAUGUGUGGCGGCCGAUGCAAGGCCGACCCGAGCUUCUUCGCGACGGUCUACACUUGAGCGUCGAAGGCAAUACAUCAAUUCAUCGCUGGCUCACGACGACCAUCGCGGAGCAAUUUCCCGCCUUGACGCCGGACGCGCUCCCGACUGUCUUUCAAUAA